CCUAAAUCGCAACAAAUCCAUUGCUGGGGACCCCGUUUUCUGGCGAGCGAGUCCAUCUGAACUCUCCAAUCGCUAAACCAGAAAAAGCACUUGACAAAAAUUGAGAUUGAGAGCUUGAUCUGAGAAUUUUUCAGUGUGAAAUUUUAGUAAAAAAAUGGGGUCGGAGUUGAUAUUUAGAGGCCAUGAUGAGCCACAGCAUAUAACUGAUGCCUACUCGCCCAAGCCACCCAAGCGAUGGCUCUCGGUGACUCGUCCGAUUCGCUACAUGCUUCGUGAGCAGCGACUCGUCUUUGUCCUCGUUGGCAUUGCUAUCGCCACUCUUUUCUUCACCGUUCUCCCUUCCUCCUCUAGGACAUCGUAUGUGCCUCACAGCAAAUACGACCCGAUCCCUGACUCGCUUGCUCACUUCUCUCUCGAUUCAGUACCGGCAAGAUACAAAUUAUUUCAGCCUCACACGGCCGGAGGGAAGAUUCCGUUGGGACUAAAACGGAAGGGGUUGAGAAUCGUGGUUACGGGUGGGGCUGGGUUUGUUGGUUCGCAUUUGGUAGAUCGUCUGAUCGAAAGAGGUGACAGUGUGAUCGUUGUCGACAAUUUCUUCACCGGAAGAAAAGAGAACGUGAUGCACCAUUUCAAAAACCCGAGAUUCGAGUUAAUACGACACGACGUCGUGGAGCCCCUGUUGCUGGAGGUUGACCAGAUCUACCAUCUUGCUUGCCCUGCAUCGCCUGUGCAUUACAAGCAUAACCCGGUCAAGACCAUAAAGACAAAUGUUGUAGGGACAUUAAAUAUGCUAGGGUUGGCCAAGAGAGUCGGUGCAAGGUUCUUGCUCACCAGCACCAGCGAGGUAUACGGUGAUCCUCUCCAGCACCCGCAGGUCGAGACUUACUGGGGCAACGUCAAUCCCAUAGGUGUCCGAAGUUGUUACGACGAGGGAAAGAGGACUGCCGAGACAUUGACAAUGGAUUACCACAGAGGAGCAGGCGUUGAGGUCAGGAUUGCUAGAAUUUUCAAUACCUAUGGGCCCCGUAUGUGCAUUGACGACGGCCGUGUCGUUAGUAAUUUUGUUGCUCAGGCCUUAAGGAAGGAGCCUUUGACCGUAUAUGGUGAUGGGAAACAGACAAGGAGUUUCCAAUAUGUUUCUGAUUUGGUUGAGGGUCUGAUGCGCCUUAUGGAAGGGGAACAUGUGGGGCCUUUCAAUCUUGGUAAUCCUGGUGAAUUCACUAUGCUUGAGCUUGCUCAGGUUGUACAAGAAACUAUUGACCCAAAUGCAAAGAUAGAGUUCAAGCCUAACACAGAAGAUGACCCACACAAGAGGAAGCCUGAUAUUACUAAAGCAAAAGAGCUUCUUGGUUGGGAGCCCAAGAUAUCCCUUCGGAAGGGUCUCCCUUUAAUGGUCUCAGAUUUCCAGCAACGCAUCUUUGGUGACCACAAAGAAGACAGCACCACCAGCACUGUGUCAACAGCUUAAGUUGGCCUCCUUUUUUUUUUUUUUUCCUUUGGGCAGAAGAAGCAGAAAUAUAAUUAUUUGGUAGAUAACCAAUUUGUCUUCGCCUGUAUGACAACUAUACAAGUACUACCGUGGCAACAGCAGUAGCAGCAAAUGGGGCUCCUUUUUCCAUGAGGAAUGUAUCUUGAGGUGUUCCGUUGGGUUUUGAUUCAGUCAGCUCCAUAAUCUCCAUGUCUUUAUUUUUGAUUGUAUUUUCUAUUCUAAGGAUAAUAGACAGCAAGUCUUACAAUUAAAAUUACUUUUUAACUCUAAGCAUUAGAAAUGGCUGCCUGCCUGCCUCUAUUUCAUUGUAUUUGUUUUGUUACAUAUACAAUCGUAUCUUCGUACAUUAGCAUU
This is a messenger RNA of Jatropha curcas, 1843 nucleotides long. Its product is annotated as UDP-glucuronic acid decarboxylase 2. Gene Ontology annotation, molecular function: UDP-glucuronate decarboxylase activity; NAD+ binding. Gene Ontology annotation, biological process: D-xylose metabolic process. Gene Ontology annotation, cellular component: cytoplasm. Lineage: Eukaryota; Viridiplantae; Streptophyta; Magnoliopsida; Malpighiales; Euphorbiaceae. The record is from RefSeq and is a predicted model, not a curated record.